Molecule: messenger RNA, 1123 nt
Organism: Etheostoma cragini (Arkansas darter)
Lineage: Eukaryota; Metazoa; Chordata; Actinopteri; Perciformes; Percidae
Gene: unc119a2
Product: unc-119 homolog b (C. elegans)
Exons: 5
Coding region: 45-797 (250 amino acids)
Biological process (GO): nervous system development; mitotic cytokinesis; lipoprotein transport
Cellular component (GO): spindle pole; spindle midzone; intercellular bridge
Molecular function (GO): lipid binding
Source: RefSeq, a predicted model, not a curated record
UUUUGGAAGCUCUGGGUUAGGAGAGGGGGGAGGAGGAGCGGAGAAUGAGCUAUUCUUGUACCCGCAGAGGCAGCAGCCAGGACCCAUCAACCGCUAAGAAGGCUGCCGGUAAUAAUCCGGGCAGGGGCACAGACAGCAGCAGUAGCGGCAGCAGCCCGAAGCAAACGGCGGUGAUGAAAGUGAAGAAAGGCUGCAACUCGACCGACGUGGGGGUCCCGAUCACCAUGGAGGAGGACCUGCAAGGCAGCACGGUGAUCACUCCGGAGGAUGUUCUGGGCUUGCAGAAGAUAACAGAGAAUUAUCUGUGCAGCUCAGACGAAAACAUUUACAACAUUGACUUCACCAGGUUCAAGAUCAGAGAUAUGGAAACCGCCACAGUGCUGUUUGAAAUCACCAAACCUCCAUCCAUAGACAAAGCAGGAGAGAAGAGGGAAGUUGACCCAAACGGCGGCCGAUUUGUACGUUACCAGUUCACCCCCGCUUUUCUCAGACUGCGACAAGUUGGAGCCACAGUUGAGUUCACGGUCGGAGACAAGCCGAUAGAAAACUUCAGGAUGAUCGAGAGACAUUAUUUUAGAGAGAAGUUGCUCAAGAGUUUUGACUUUGAGUUUGGCUUCUGCAUGCCCAGCAGCAAGAACACCUGUGAACACAUCUAUGAAUUCCCACCUCUGUCUGAGGACAUCAUCAGAGAGAUGGUCCUGCACCCAUACGAAACGCAGUCCGACAGCUUCUACUUUGUGGACAAUAAGCUGGUGAUGCACAACAAGGCGGACUACUCUUACAACGGCGGGACGUAGAGACGACACGCCACGCUGACAUGAGAGACACGUGGAUGUACGGACUGAACUAAGGGACGAUCAGAGUACACUGGUGGAUUGAACAUCCUGUUAAUCCAGUAGUCUCUCUCUCUUUCUUUCUUUCUUUCUUUCUUUCUUUCUUUCUUUCUUUCUCCUUCUGUCUUUCUUCAGCUGAGAGAUCGUCAUCUAGAAAGAAAGUGUGUGUGAAUGUGUGUGGCUAAGCCUAAAAAAAAAAAGCCCCACACACACAUUUCAAAGCUUGUUUGACCUCGCUGUUACAGAGUGUUUUUGUGACAUGAUAAACCAGCAAGUGACCAACUUUUUAG